CUUCAUUCCGUGAUACUCCUUCCUUUUCCCCGGCCUUCCCCCCGCAGUUCAACUGCAUCUCGGUCUGCAUAACCCCGACACGCCGCCUCUUGCAGGCAAGUGACGAUAUACUAUGAUUCCUGAUAAAAGCCGCUGGGCUUCAGUACCAUGUCUCUACCGCACUGUCGCUGACUACGGUCAGUUAAAAUCCAGCCAUGAAGUUACUCCGUUUAAUUGGCUUAGUGUUGUCUAUCUCCGGUUCCCUCGCAAGGGUUGCAAGUUACAGCGACCCCCUCGUCAAUCUCGACUAUGGCUCUUUCCAAGGCAAGUACGACGAGACAUACAACCUCACAUAUUUCCGCAAAAUUCCCUUCGCCGCACCACCAACUGGCGAGAACCGCUUUCGCGCUCCGCAGCCACCUCUCAGAAUCGCCGAUGGCGUCUACGACACGGACCAGGACUUUGACAUGUGUCCGCAGCGAACGGUCAACGGAUCUGAAGACUGCCUUUACCUAGGUCUCUUUUCGCGGCCCUGGAUCGCAGACACAGAUACGAAAACAGAUGUCACCUCGGAGACCGCAUCACGCAGUCGCGAUAGCAAUCUGCGCCCCGUCCUCGUGGUCUUAUACGGCGGCGCCUUCAUCCAAGGCGGCGCCUCAUUCACCCUCCCGCCCUCCUCCUUCCCAAUUCUAAAUGCCACAACACUCAACGACUACAUUGUCAUCUACCCAAACUACCGCCUCAACGCCUUCGGCUUCCUCCCCGGGAAAGCAAUCAAGGAGUCACAAACCUCAGACCUCAACCCGGCCCUGCUGGACCAGGAGUACGUGCUGAAAUGGGUGCAGAAACACAUCAUGGCGUUUGGCGGGAAUCCGCGCAAUGUCACGAUCUGGGGCCAGUCCGCGGGAGGCGGGUCGGUUGUUGCGCAGGUGCUUGCGAACGGGCGGCGGGGGGAGAAGAGGUUGUUUAGUAAGGCGCUUGCAAGCUCGCCGUUUUGGCCGAAGACGUAUAGGUAUGAUGCCGAUGAAGCGGAGGCAAUCUACGAGCAGAUGGUGAAUCUCACGGGGUGUACCCACGCGAGGGAUUCACUCAAGUGCUUGAAGAGUGUUGAUGUCCAGGUGAUCCGUGAUACGAAUCUGGUCAUCGCUGCCGAGAAUACGUGGACGACGAGCUCGUAUACCUGGGCUCCUGUUGUUGAUGAUACGUUCCUGCUGCAGACCCUCACAGAUGCCGUGUCACGUGACAAGAUCGAGACGGAGGAUGUCUUCACAACAUACAACACGCACGAGGGUGAGAACUUUGUCCCGCCAGGGCUCAACUAUGCGGACUCCUCGGAGGCGUCAGAUGGAUUCAAUUCCUCCACAGCGAGCUUUCAUGACUGGUUAACCGGGUUCUUACCGGGGUUAUCGCCACGAGAGAUCAGGCUACUGGAGAACAAGUACUACCCCGAGGCCGGAUCAACGGAAACACUCGAUGCGUAUAACUCGACACUUGUCCGCGCAGGUCUCGUGUAUAGGGAUGUCGUGCUCGCCUGUCCGGCAUAUUGGCUUUCUUCCGCGGCGACAAAGAAGGGGUAUCUUGCAGAGUACACGAUUGACCCUGCGAAACAUGCUAGUGAUACGAUUUACUGGAACCGCAUCAACUCCGUCCAGCAAACCAAUCCCCUCGUGUACAAGGGUUACGCCGGCGCAAUGGGUAGUUUCUUCCAGACUGGGGAUCCAAACGCACAUAAGCUGACAAGCGACGAUGUGGUUGGAGUGCCGGAGCUGAAGAGGAGUGGUGAGGAGUUCGUGAUUAGGGAGGAUGGCUUUGAGAACGUUGAGGUUGAUCUUCUGCGGGAGAGGUGUGGGUUCCUGCGGAAGGUUGGAAAGAGGGUUCCUGUUUGAUGAGCUUGGUACAGUGUGCAUGGUCUCGUAGAGGAACAAAUGUUGAUCUCCGGGAUAGUCAUUGAAAUAUGGCCUUUACAUUUUAUCAUGUUGCCGGCCCAUGUCUGAGGACCCUAAACCAACUGUAGUUGUUAGCAGACUACUCCUCGCCCGCCCUAGGAUCGGUUUACGGACCUUUGCAUACCUAGCAUAUUAUAGUAGACUGGAAUUAUACCAUAUAUCAUUGGAGAUAUAGGGGACAGUGGUAUAUCAGUCAAUAAAUUCCAUUAUUAGGG
Messenger RNA from Aspergillus calidoustus, 2140 nucleotides. The record is from the annotation of a GenBank genome assembly. NCBI's taxonomy places the organism in Eukaryota, Fungi, Ascomycota, Eurotiomycetes, Eurotiales, Aspergillaceae.